UUGAAUUUGAGGUGGAUGCGUCAGAACAAGCGUGUGCUGAACUUACCCUGGAAGCCAAGCGUUCGUCGAGCGGAUAAAUCUAAUGCAAUUGACGUGAUGGUAUCAGGCGUACUAGGAUCUGAGAUAUCACAAGAGCAUUGGAGCAAUUAUUUCACCGAAAGUGUCAAUCCUAUUUCAACGGAAGAACGUAAAGAAUGGCUGAGUAAAUUGAACAAUGUGGUUGUAAGCUCAGAUGCAUUCUUUCCUUUCCGUGACAGUAUCGACUGCGCUAAACAGGUUCACGUAACUUAUCGUGAAUCCAGAGAAGUCCCAUAG
Messenger RNA from Anisakis simplex (herring worm), 315 nucleotides. NCBI's taxonomy places the organism in Eukaryota, Metazoa, Nematoda, Chromadorea, Rhabditida, Anisakidae. The record is from the annotation of a GenBank genome assembly.